ACUAGAAAUCUCUCUCUCUCUCUCUCUCUCUCUCUCUCUCUCCAAAAGCAAAGAAACUUCACAAUUUCUGUCUCUCUCUCUCUUCUUCCUUUCUCUCUCUGUGACAUAUAUAUAUGGCUCCAAGGAAUGUGGAUGGAUCUGGUAAGAAAGUUUAUAACAAAGGAGCAUGGACGUCUGAAGAGGAUAGAAAGCUGACUGAGUACGUCGACGUCCAUGGACCAAAGAAGUGGAAGACAAUCGCAACCAAGUCAGGUUUGAACCGAUGUGGAAAGAGCUGCAGACUGAGAUGGCUAAAUUAUCUUAGACCAAACAUAAAGAGAGGCAACAUAUCUAACGAUGAAGAGGAUUUGAUACUUAGGCUUCAUAAGCUACUAGGGAACAGGUGGUCAUUGAUUGCAGGGAGGCUUCCCGGCCGAACAGAUAAUGAAAUAAAGAAUUAUUGGAAUUCUCAUUUGAGCAAGAAAAUAAGUCGUGGAAAGGAGAAAACGGCAGCAGCUUCCACCGCGCGAGAGGGGAUGCCGCAAGGAGUCACUGGCACCGUCGAGGCAGAAAGAGAGGGAGCGAAAGAGAGCGGAGGCCCGGAGGGUAACUUCGAUGUGAAUCAAUUUUUCGAUUUCUCGGCUGAAGGCACCUACGGAUUGGAGUGGGUGAAUAAAUUCCUUGAGCUCGAUGAUGAUAUGUGGCUUGCCAAUAAAAGAUACUCUAUUUAGUUGAAUCUGUGAAGUUGGUGUAAAUUUCUCCUUUUUAAUACAGUUUACGAAUGGUUUGUUGAC
Rhododendron vialii is the source of this 773-nucleotide messenger RNA. RefSeq names its product transcription factor MYB3-like. The record is from RefSeq and is a predicted model, not a curated record. Gene Ontology annotation, biological process: cell differentiation. NCBI's taxonomy places the organism in Eukaryota, Viridiplantae, Streptophyta, Magnoliopsida, Ericales, Ericaceae. The transcript is spliced from 3 exons. Gene Ontology annotation, molecular function: transcription cis-regulatory region binding. Gene Ontology annotation, cellular component: nucleus. Bases 114 to 710 code for a protein of 198 amino acids.